Molecule: messenger RNA, 4366 nt
Organism: Fundulus heteroclitus (mummichog)
Lineage: Eukaryota; Metazoa; Chordata; Actinopteri; Cyprinodontiformes; Fundulidae
Product: nuclear GTPase SLIP-GC
Exons: 24
Coding region: 162-2597 (811 amino acids)
Molecular function (GO): GTPase activity
Source: RefSeq, a predicted model, not a curated record
GACACUGUGCGAUCACUCAUCAUUUUGUAUCUCAAAGCCUGCAGUGUAGUUCCUAUCACAUUUUUCUUUUUGCUUCUCCAGCAGCUGCUCUGUAUGUCUAAAACAGCUGACUGAACUGUUUCUAGCAUAAUUUUCUUUAUUGCAAGUCUCUUCUCUUGGUCAUGGAUGAUUUUGUUUGUGACAAACUAAAUGAGUGGCGCCUGAGUGAGUUGAUAGACACAUUUAAAGAUGAAGGCAUUGACUCUGAAAGUCUUUAUGAGCUCAAGGAUGAACACAUUGAUAAGUUGAUUCCAAAAAUGGGACCGAACUUAAAAUUCAAAAGGAGACUCAACCUGUUGAAGAAGGAACAAAACACAAAUCAGAGAAUGCAUCAUGUUCCACCACAGGGUCAACAGGAGGGUGAAGAAGCUACUGGUAUGACUGAGGUUCUCCCAACUACAAGUGAUACAGGAAAGAGAAAACUUGACCCACUGUGCGAGUCUAGCAAAGGACAACCAGCAGUGAAAAGGAAGCGUGAUACAAAUUCUGUCAAAGAAACAAGGAUAUUACAUUCUGUGAAAAGCACAAUGGGAAAUGUUCUUGCCAAACUAAACAAUCAAGAAGACACAAAUCUCAAUAUGUUCUUGAAGACUAAAAUAAAGAAUCUGGAGAUAGAAAAGAAGGAGCUGGUUGGUGUCUUUGGUAAAACUGGAGCUGGGAAGACAUCUUUGAUAAAUGCUGUAAUUGGAGAGAAGAAUCUUUUGCCGUCUGGAAGGGGUAAAGCCUGCACCUCAGCCAUGAUUAAAGUUGAGGCUAACAAGCGCAAUGAAAAAUAUGAAGCAGAAAUUGAAUUCAUUUCACCAGAGGAGUGGGAAGAUGAGUUGGGCUCACUGCUUCAUACAAUUGAACAAGUAAUUCCAGAAAGUCACAACAAUGAUGAGUGUGAUAUAGAUGAUACUGACGCUAGAGACAAGCUGACAGCUGUUUACGGAGAGGAAUGGACAGAAAAAUCUUGUGAACAACUCAUGGAGCCCAAGUACUUCAGAGAAAUUCCUGAAUUUCUUUCAUCAACACAGAAAAGUUUGCCUUCUAAAUCAGCUAAGGACCUAUCUGAGUCUAUUAUGAAGUACACUAGAAAUGGCACCAAAGACAAACAGAAAGAAAAGGGAUGGUAUUGGCCAAUUGUGAAGAGUGUGACUGUCCGGGUACCAAAUAAUAACUUGCUUCAGCAUGUCACACUGGUGGACCUUCCUGGAAAUGGAGACCGAAAUAAGAGCAGAGACACAAUGUGGAAAGAGAUUGUUGGAAACUGCUCUGCAGUCUGGGUUGUCACUGAAAUGAACCGACCAGUAGCAGAAAAAGAACCCUGGGAGAUUCUGAGAGAAAUUAGCAGCCAGCUUGGAAACGGGGGAGAGUGUCGACACAUUCACUUUAUCUGCACCAAGUCUGAUGACAUGGAUGAUUUACAUGAAUACAAUAAAGCUGAUGCUCAGGACUUGAUACUCAAAACAAACCAGGAAACCAAAGCAAUUGUGAACGAAGAAUUGAACAAAGAGACCAAGCUUAAGAAACACUUCAGUGAUGAAUGUUUACAAGUGUUCACAGUGAGCUCAAAAGACUUUUUCAGAGGGGAAUAUCUAAGUCCAGAAAACACUGAAAUACCCAGGCUGCAGGAAUUUUUGCAAAAUCUCAAUGACUGUCAAUCUGAGACAUCAAACUAUGUGUCUGGAGCUCAUGGCAUCCUCUCUUUGAUUCAUGGGGCCAACUCAAGAAGAGAUGAUGGCGGAAAUGAGGAUGUGUGUGUAACCCUUGAAAAUAAUUUAAGUUUUCAAAUUGAAUCAAUAAAACAUGAAAUGAACUAUAUCAAAGCACAAUUUGAAAAAUGCCUUCAAGAAGGAGUUGAGAGAUCCAAAAGCUCAUGCGAAGACAUCUUGGAAUCUGCCCUAAAUCCCAAGAGAAAGAGUGGUUGUCGGGGUUUUCAUAAACAACUGAAAAAAGCUGUAGAAAAUGGCGGCAUCUGCAAACCUAAAAAGGGGAAAGAAAUCAACCUCAACAUGAAAUUAACUUCCUCUCUGACUGACAGCAUUGAUGAGGAAUUCAGAAACACUUUUCCAAAUGAAGGAAAAUCUGGUCCAUUCAAAGGAGUGAUAAAUAAGUUCACACUUGACACUGAAGGACUAAAACAGAAGUACGAAGAAUUGGAGCUGCAGCUGGUAUUUCUCAAGUCAGAGGAAGACCGUCUUAAGACAGACAUGAGAAAAGAUAUUCGGAAGCAGAAAAAAAUUGUCUACAGGAGUCUAACAAAAACAGUUGAGGAAGCCAUGCAAAACUGCUACAAAAAAGCAGCAGUUUUUACAGGAGAAGGUACACUGCAGAACAUGCGGGACACUAUAGGGGAACAUGUACAUGCAUCAAAGAACACCAUGUUUGAAGAUGCUAAAAACAACAUGAUGAAACUACUGCAAGAUUUGAUGGAGGAAGUCCUGGGAAGACUGGAGAAAACCAUGAAAGAAUCUAUUGAGCUCUCACUCAGGACUGAUGAGCACUCACUUCUAGAUGUUUCCUCAGAGCUUAAGAAGGUCCAAAAACUCUACAAUGAGCUACGGAAAAGCAGUUAAGACGGAACAUUUUUGAGCUGUGCUUAAUGCAUCUACAUCCUUAAACAUGAGAAACUUCAGGAAAACAAUUUAAAUGAUGUAAUCAUAAUUUGCUACUAUGUUAUAUCAUGUUGUCUGGAUUAUUGUCAUUUUUUCAAGCCUAUUCUUCCUUUUUUUUCUUUGUUCAUUGGAAAUUUAGAAAAUGAUAAUAGAAGUGCAAAUCAGUCAAGUUUAAUCCAAAAGUGUCUUUACUCAGGACUAUAUGCAGAACUAUAGGAAAAAGACGAGACAUUGCAUUUUUUGAUAUUUUUCUUUGUGCUUUAGUAAAAUGUGAGCAAAUAUUGCUGAUUUUAUGUAGAUGUUGACCUAAAUAUAAUAUUAUUUUCUUAUACUAAAAGUUGUUUACACAAAGCCUUAGCAUUUCUUGAAGAAAGCCUCCUAAAGCUCUUUUUCACCCCCAUUUGGUAAUCUCUCUACUCCUAGCGGACUUUAGGAUAGAUUUUAAGGUCCUGCUGUUUGCUUUCCAGACCAUCAGCGGCCUUCCUCCGGCCUACUUGACUCGACUUUUAACAGUUCACCCCACAACAGGGCCUUGCACUCAUCUGAGCAUGUAACUCUAUAAGUCCCAAAGACCAGAUAGCAAAAACGGGGGAAUGGUAGCUUUGCUGUUUUUGCUCCCACGCUCCAGGAGCUCCUUGCCAACUGCGUUCCACUGAGCAAUGAGUUUUUAAAUCACAUCUAAAAACUCGGCUGUUUAGAUGGCCGUUUGAUGCAUCGUUAUUGUUUAGGUGUAGUUCAUGUGACACUUAUCUGGAUGUGUUCCAGAUAAUAUAUUUUCAUUUUUAUAUUCACUUAUAUUACUUUUUAAAGUCUUGUUAUAUCGUUUUUAGUCUUUUAAUAGUGAUACGAUGUAUUUUAUUAUCUCGUUUUCUUUUCUGUUUCAACUUGUUGUAUUACUCCAGAUAUGAGCACUGACAGAAUUGUUGGAAAAAUGUGAUAAAAAUCAACAUUGAUUGUACCAAAUAUUUCAAAUGCAAUGAUCAAUUAAAGGGAAUUUUCAAAAGAAAGGGUUAACCUUUUCUCUGAUAUUUGAGGUUACAUGCAAAAUGCAAAUGGUUAUAAAAAAAGUGAUUAUGUUUUCCUUGCUUCUAAAGAAAACUACUCACUUUCUAAUUAUACUUUCUAUACAUCUGUAAACCUAGUACAUGUGUGUGCUUUGGUAUCCUGUAAUGUAACUCUAUAUAAUAAUCAAAAUGAUAUAAAUUUAUAUGUCAAAUUGUUGUUUUUUUUACUUGGUGUUGGCAAUUUUCCAAAGUUUAUUAGAUGUGGUGUCAUUGUGAAAUUAGAAACUAAGUUUGUAGUUACCCUUUCUUCUGUCGAGAAAUAUAUAUAUCAACAAAAAAGUCAAAUGUGAUACAUUAGGAUUUCUUUUUCUUUUUUGCCUGUUUUAUUUGUUGAAAAAAAUAAGAUAAUACCACUUAUUACACUUCAGGUAAUACGUGUUUUAGAAUAAGGAUGUCUUUUUUUUUGUUUUUUAGACAUUUACAGCUAUUAGGAUCAUCCUAAACAAUCCUGAUUUGUGCUGCAGCUGGUUGCAAAAAGGAACAUUAUAUUGAAUAAAGAAAACUGCAUUAAUUACAAAGCAGGUACUGGUAAAUAUUGUUUUAAAUGCAUAUCUUGUAAAACUUCACAUUUUGUUACUUCACAAAAACCAAUAUGUAAUACGAUUUAUUUGGAUUUGUGUGAUUCAGCAAUGCAAAGCAUAGUUUUUUUUUCACUAAUAAAAUUGA